GGACACUCGGACCCCGAAGUUUCAAGGACAGAUGGAUAAGGUGCAAGUUAUGAACUUGCUCACCUAUGUUCGUAUAGUUUCCGCAUGAAGUUCAUACGUGCAAUAUGGGGAGAACUUGGAGAUGGAAAAAUUCUCCAGCUCAACCUGGUAAAGCUUAUCAUCCAACGACGGUUGAACAUUUAGCUAAUUGCAUAUCACAUGUUCCAUGUGUUCCACUUGGCGUUGCUGGAAUGAUUAGACUGUAUUCAAAGGCAGAUACAUAUUCCAAAUCAGUGGCGGCAAUCGUUUAUGGUCUUGCCAUUGUCUCACUCUUCUUUGCAUCUUCUGUCUUCCAUUUGUUCUCUUUGUUCUAUAUUAAUGGGCGUUUACGUUCUACGCUUCAACUUUGUGACAGAAUUGUUAUAUGCUUGUUUAUAGCAGCCUCAUAUACUCCAUGGUUGUUAUUACGUGAUUUCCAUGCAUCAUGGGGUUUAACUACACUGUGGUCUGUAUGGAUUGCAGCAAUUUUCGGUGGUGCAUUCCAAUAUGUUUAUCUAGAUAGAUUUAAAUCUGUUGAACUGAUGAUCUAUUUAGCAAUUUCUAUUUGUCCAGCUUAUAGUUUCAUUUACAUGCAUGAACAAUCUGGUCUACCAUUAUUAUUUACAGGAGCAUUUGUUUAUUUAUCUGGUGUGAUAUUUUUUAAAUUAGAUGGUCAUAUCCCAUUAGCACAUGCAAUAUGGCAUUGUUGUGUAUUUAUUGCUACAUUUUUACAAUUCAAUGCAGUUGAUACAUUUUUAUUAACAAAUUAGAUAAAUAAAAAAGUAAAGAAAAAGAAAGAAAAUGAUAAACGAGAAAAGAAAGUCAUUAUUAUUUUGUUUGUUUGUUUGUUGUUUUAUUGAGCAUAAUAGUCAUAAUUUAUUGAACAGUAUAUGCAUAUAUAUAUAGUAAAGGACUACUGAUAUACUUAAUUCAAUACAGUUACUAUUCAUUAGCUUCUUGUAUGUAACAGAUUUUCUUCAUUUCUAUUAUUUAUUAUGUAAUAAUUAUCUGUUUGUCUAUACUUAAUAUGUUGAAUGUAGUGACGAUUGCUUCUUCUCUAUUUUCGUUCUCAAAACCACGUUGAACUUUAAGAUUCAAUUCUGUCUACCUAUCUAUCUGUCUGUCUAUCCGUAUAUGUCUAUCUAUCUAUCUGUCUGUCUAUGCAAUAUUUUCAUUACUAUUUAUAACAUACAAAUCUAGAAAAUAAUUCUUUUAUUCUUUAUUAAUAUUUAUUAUAAUGAAUUUAUGAUUAUUAUUAUUAUUAUUUUCUGACAUCAAUUUACAGAGUUAUUUUAAUGUUUUUGUUUUUUUAAAAAUUUUAUUUCUCAAUUGUAUUUUAUAAUCAGAUAUUAGUAAAGUGAAAGAAUGUUAUGAAUACUAAUGAUUAUUAUCUGUUGUUAGUAGUAUAUGUAUAUAUGCCCGUUCCAACCAAACAAAUUGAUGAAAACUAGUAGGUUCUUCUAGCGAGAAACAGGCCAUAUCGAAAUACGUUACAACUACCGGGGCUAGAAUAGCUGUUUUUGCAACCGGUUGAAGUUUGAACUGUAAGGAGUAAUCCUGUGUAUUACAUGCACCACUUUUGUCAAACUUUUUUUGGUCGUUUUCCCAUCCAAG
Molecule: messenger RNA, 1632 nt
Organism: Schistosoma spindalis
Lineage: Eukaryota; Metazoa; Platyhelminthes; Trematoda; Strigeidida; Schistosomatidae
Source: the annotation of a GenBank genome assembly